Necator americanus (New World hookworm) is the source of this 1977-nucleotide messenger RNA. RefSeq lists its product as uncharacterized. The record is from RefSeq and is a predicted model, not a curated record. Gene Ontology annotation, molecular function: catalytic activity. The coding region runs from base 1 to 1977 and encodes 658 amino acids. The transcript has a single exon. NCBI's taxonomy places the organism in Eukaryota, Metazoa, Nematoda, Chromadorea, Rhabditida, Ancylostomatidae.
AUGGCGAUCUGUACUUAUAACGCACGUACGCUUGCAUCGGAAGCGGCCAUCGAAGAUCUGAUGAUGCAAGCCAAGAAGAUCAAGUACGACGUCAUCGGACUGACCGAGACGAGACGACGUCACCCUCUCAACGCCGUAUAUGAAACUGGAGAAGAACUGUUCUUAGGAACAUGCGACAGUAGAGGUGUUGGUGGAGUUGGCGUCCUCGUCAACACGAGUAUGGCAAAGAACAUCGACUCUUUUGAACAACUUACGACCCGAAUCGGACGUCUGCGGAUGAGAAGAUGUGGCCCAAUACCAGCUUUGACUAUCUUCGUCGUUUACGCUCCAACAUCAAGCUACGAAGAAGAAGAAGUCGAAGCUUUCUAUAUGGACCUGGAGAAGUUCUACCAAGAAGAUCAUGCCUUCUACAAGGUCAUAGUUGGCGAUUUCAACGCUAAGGUUGGCCCAAGAAGAACGCCGGAGGAACUUCACAUCGGGACCCACGGCCUACAAUGGAAUGACCAGGGAGAGAGGCUCUCCGAGUUCAUCAUGACGACUAAGACCAUCCAUGGGAACUCGCAAUUUCAGAAGCCCUCUUCUUUACGCUGGACGUGGGAGUCACCCGGUGGAGGGUACCGUAAUGAAAUAGACCAUAUCAUCGUCAAUAAAAGGUUCUGCCUGACGGACGUCGGUGUUGUACCAAAGUUCUAUACGGGAUCGGACCAUCGCCUCCUCCGAGGAAGAUUUUCCUUCACAAGGAGAGCAGAGAAAGCCGCCAAGUUCAGAGAGAGAAAUCCCAGGACUACCAUCAACUGGGAUCUCUUCGCUACGCUAGCCGGCUUUUGGGAAGAUUCUGCAAUGGACAACAUCGACGAGGAAUAUGACCGGCUUGUCGAACACCUUCACGACUGCGCGAAGAAGGCUGAGAGUUUUAAAACCACCAAGAGGCGUCUGUCUCUUGAAACUCUUGAGCUGAUACGCCAGCGUGGAGCAGCACGAGCCGCAGGGAACCAAGAACUCACGUCCGAGCUCGCAAGGCUUUGCCGAGAGGCGAUAAAGGAAGACCUUAAAGAGAGAAGAGCAGAAGUGCUGGCUGAAGCUGCAGAGGCGGGGAAAAGCAUCCGCUAUGCCCGUCGAGACUUCGCCAGUCGCAAGACGAGGAUGACUGCUCUCCGGAACCCAAAGGGAACAGCCAUUGCAUCGAGAAGGGGGAUGGAGAAAAUCAUCUACGACUUCUACUCUGAUCUCUUCGACAGCCAUGUCCACUUGCCUCCUCACCAUCUGAGGGAAGAUGGACAAGUCAUUCCAGAGGUUCUCCCGUCCGAAAUACGACAUGCUAUCAUGUCGGUAAGAAAUCGUACGGCACCCGGUCCCGACAGAAUAAGACCAGAACACCUGAAGAGCCUUCCGCCAGUACUCAUCAACACCCUGGCGAGGCUCUUUACACGUUAUCUGUCGGAAUGCAAGGUUCCUAAACAGUGGAAGACCAGCAAAACCGUGUUGUUGUAUAAAAAGGGAGAUCCACAUGACAUCGGCAACUAUCGCCCAAUCUGCCUACUGUCCGUCAUCUACAAGCUCUUUACAAGAGUAAUCCUUAAUAGGAUUGAAAAAGUCUUGGAUGAAGGACAGCCAUGCGAGCAAGCAGGGUUUCGAAAAGGAUUCAGCACGAUUGACCACAUUCACACUGUUUCGAAACUCAUCGAGGUAUCACGAGAGUACAAGAUGCCGCUCUGUCUCACCUUCAUCGACUUAAAGAAGGCUUUCGACUCGGUUGAGACGGAAGCGGUCGUGGAAGCCUUGGACAACCAAGGCGUCCCUACUCAAUAUAUAAAGGUACUUCGAGAGUUGUACAGUAACUUCACGACCGGAAUUUCGCCAUUCUACAAGAACAUCGUCAUUGACGUGAAGAGGGGGGUCCGACAGGGUGAUACAAUUUCACCCAAAAUAUUCACAGCCACCCUCGAGAACGCUUUGCUGAUGACAUCGUACUGGUAA